Molecule: messenger RNA, 1288 nt
Organism: Pan troglodytes (chimpanzee)
Lineage: Eukaryota; Metazoa; Chordata; Mammalia; Primates; Hominidae
Gene: RFXANK
Product: regulatory factor X associated ankyrin containing protein
Exons: 9
Coding region: 359-1141 (260 amino acids)
Biological process (GO): positive regulation of transcription by RNA polymerase II
Cellular component (GO): nucleus
Molecular function (GO): protein binding
Source: RefSeq, a predicted model, not a curated record
GGUGAGGAGGGGAAAAGAAGGCGCAGGCGCAACUGCCCUCCCAGGGCCCCAGCGGAACCCACGCCCUCCCCUAAGUCUUAAAGGGCCAGAGGCAGCACUUACUGCCCGGGCCCUUCCUCACUUUUGGGGGGCGGGGGUGCGCACGCGCAGUGGGGGAGCUCUGGGGUGGGGGUAGCGGUCGAGUAUCAAGUUGCUUUCUGUCCCGGCAGAGGAAGCCAGAUCGCUGAGGGUCCAGUCUCCAGCUUGCCUCCUGCUAUAUCCAUAGGAAGAGAAAAGUUUGUGACUUGGGCCCCCAAGUUUUGAGAGAACUGGGCUUUCGGCGCGGGGGGACAGAGGAGGCUCGUGGGGAGCUUUCCCCAUGGAGCUUACCCAGCCUGCAGAAGACCUCAUCCUGACCCAGCAGACCCCUGCCUCAGAACUUGGGGACCCUGAAGACCCUGGAGAGGAGGCUGCAGAUGGCUCAGACACUGUGGUCCUCAGUCUCUUUCCCUGCACCCCUGAGCCUGUGAAUCCUGAACCGGAUGCCAGUGUUUCCUCUCCACAGGCAGGCAGCUCCCUGAAGCACUCCACCACUCUCACCAACCGGCAGCGAGGGAACGAGGUGUCAGCUCUGCCGGCCACCCUAGACUCCCUGUCCAUCCACCAGCUCGCAGCACAGGGGGAGCUGGACCAGCUGAAGGAGCAUUUGCGGAAAGGUGACAACCUCGUCAACAAGCCAGACGAGCGCGGCUUCACCCCCCUCAUCUGGGCCUCGGCCUUUGGAGAGAUUGAGACCGUUCGCUUCCUGCUGGAGUGGGGUGCCGACCCCCACAUCCUGGCAAAAGAGCGAGAGAGCGCCCUGUCGCUGGCCAGCACAGGCGGCUACACAGACAUUGUGGGGCUGCUGCUGGAGCGUGACGUGGACAUCAACAUCUAUGAUUGGAAUGGAGGGACGCCACUGCUGUACGCUGUGCGCGGGAACCACGUGAAAUGCGUUGAGGCCUUGCUGGCCCGAGGCGCUGACCUCACCACCGAAGCCGACUCUGGCUACACCCCGAUGGACCUUGCCGUGGCCCUGGGAUACCGGAAAGUGCAACAGGUGAUCGAGAACCACAUCCUCAAGCUCUUCCAGAGCAACCUGGUGCCCGCUGACCCUGAGUGAAGGCCGCCCGCCGGGGACUCAGACACUCAGGGAACAAAAUGGUCAGCCAGAGCUGGGGAAACCCAGAACUGGCUUCAAAGGCAGCUUCUGGACAGGUGGUGGGAGGGGACCCUUCCCAAGAGGAACCAAUAAACCUUCUGUGCAGAA